Penicillium cataractarum is the source of this 1236-nucleotide messenger RNA. RefSeq names its product NAD(P)/FAD-dependent oxidoreductase. The transcript has a single exon. Gene Ontology annotation, molecular function: NADH dehydrogenase activity. Bases 1 to 1236 code for a protein of 411 amino acids. Lineage: Eukaryota; Fungi; Ascomycota; Eurotiomycetes; Eurotiales; Aspergillaceae. The record is from RefSeq and is a predicted model, not a curated record.
AUGGCUAGAAUCAUCAUCAUUGGUACGGGGUUCAGUGGCGUCUGGAGUGCUUUCUCAGCCAAGCGCCUUAUCAACCUUUCGCAGGAAGGGAACGAUAUUGAGAUACUCGUCAUCUCGCCCGAGCCAACGCUAGUGAUUCGUCCGCGACUCUACGAGGCAAAUGCGGCCAGCUUCACUCAACCCCUUGGUACUAUGUUUGAGGAUGCAGGCAUCAAGUUCUUCCCAGGCAUUGUGAAGACAGUUGACACCGGGGCCAACACGGUUAUUGUCCAAUCUCCCUCUGGACUCGAAUCAGCUUUUGAUUACGACCGCCUGAUUAUGGCAGCUGGUAGCUCCGUUGUGCAACCUCGGGCUAUUGCUGGACUUGAAAGAUAUGCAUUCGAUAUUGACUCUCUAAAGUCGGCUAUCAAGCUUGAGACUCAUAUUGAGAAUUUGGCAUCACUUCCUCCAAGCCGUGCUCGCGAUACUGUCGUCGUCUGCGGUGCUGGUUUCACUGGCCUUGAGAUUGUGACAGAGCUUCCCAAACGCCUUACCCAUAUUCCAAAUCAUCGUAUUCUUUUGAUCGACAAUUCUGAAGAGGUUGGCCAGGCGCUUGGACCAGGGCCGCGUCCGGCUAUCUCCCAAGCUUUGAAGGAUCUUGGAAUUGAAGUGAAGCUUGGAUGUAGAGUCGCAUCAAUCGACGCUGAUAGCGUGAUCCUUACAUCUGGCGAGCGAAUCCCCACCAAGACUGCCAUUUGGACUGCCGGUGUGAGGGCGACCACUCUCACGCAGCAGAUAUCCGGAUCUAAGGAUGGACUUGGUCGCCUCUAUGUCGACGAGCACCUUCGUGUUCCAUCAACCCCGAAUGUUUUUGCCACCGGUGAUGCAGCCUCUGCUCUGUCCGAUACCGAUGGCCACUAUACCAUGAUGUCCUGCCAGCAUGCAAUUCCACUUGGCCGUGUGUCAGGUUAUAAUGCAGCAGCUGAUGUUCUUGGUGAGCCUAUGAUAGCUUACACUCAGCCCGCGUAUGUGUGCUGUCUAGAUCUGGGUUCUUACGGCGCCGUUGUCUCCGAAGGCUGGGGGAGAGACAUAAAAUUCACAGGCGAGAUGGCAAAGCGGGUGAAGUGUUUUAUCAACCGGAAUGUGAUUUAUCCUCCAAAGGAUUACCGACGGGCACUCGAUGAAGCCAGACCAGUUGAGCUCAACGGAACCCAAUUGAUUGAGUUCAUCCUUUCUGCGGUAACGGAAGAUCGAUGA